Hemicordylus capensis (graceful crag lizard) is the source of this 4342-nucleotide messenger RNA. It is a transcript of the gene FLRT3, whose product is annotated as fibronectin leucine rich transmembrane protein 3. The coding region runs from base 1051 to 3000 and encodes 649 amino acids. The transcript has 3 exons. NCBI's taxonomy places the organism in Eukaryota, Metazoa, Chordata, Lepidosauria, Squamata, Cordylidae. The record is from RefSeq and is a predicted model, not a curated record. Gene Ontology annotation, molecular function: protein binding.
UGGAGGUGGGCUGCAUGCACGUAACUGGAAUGCUUUGCUUUCUCCCUCACUCCUCCUCGGUGAGGGAGAAGUGAUCUGACACAGUGAAAGCUCCUACAAUAGCUGCUGCUGCUUCUUCCGCUGCCUGUCCGUGGGAUCUGAAGCGGAGGGCUUUUAUAACAUUAGUGGAAUUACAGCUGUUCUGCAUUUAUAAAUGGAAUGUCUUUAUAUCUUUUCUACUUCCGUCUACUGGAAAUGAAGUGAUUGAGUGAAAUUUCAAAAGGGAAUUCCUCUGAGCUUAGCAUAUUUCUGUUUCUUCAAGAAGAAAAUCUUCUUUAUUAAAACACAAAAGCACAUCUAAGACAAGUGAGCACUUGCAUUUACAGACAGAAUGAGAAAAUAUUUUGAGAUGAACAUUCUGAUCAAGUACUAAGUGAAUGGACCAGCCCAGCAGGCAUGGAUUUAUCAAGAUACAUCUACUUUUCAAAGUUAAUAAUUGGAUGAUUUUGGACAAAGUUCAUGUUCCUCAAUCUACUGAAGAAACCAUCAUAAUUCAAAGCCUAGCAUCAUGAAUGGUUUUGAACACAUGGAGCUGAAGUUACUAUCUCUAGUCAUGACACCAUGUAGAAGAGUUCCUAAGAAUUACAAAGAAAGCAAUUUUUUUUAAGGGCAUUAAAACUAGACAAAAGAGGUUCUUCACAAAGAGACUUUAAAAAAAACAGAAGAGAAACUCCCACCCUCUUCUUCAAAGUCUCAUUCCUGCAGAGUAAAGGAAUCUGAAGCUUUUAUCCUUAACAACUCGAUGUGCUUAUAUACCUUGAUAAAACUUUAUGGGAAUGUUCACUAAAUAUAGUGGGGAUCACCAGAAAGAUAUUCUACCCAGAAGGAUCACUUGAGUUUCUACUGUUAAGGAAGUACAGCUACAUGAGCAAAAGCAUACACUUCUACCCACUCUUGGAAAAUUGUAUGCUCACUGGAUCUUAGCAAGCACAAACGUUUGCCUUGCAUAUUUAAAUAAGGUUGCUGAAAACCAAACACUAGUCUGUCUGCAGAUCUCACUGCAACUUGACCAUGAUCAGCAUAACCUGGAACUUCAUCCUAAUUUGGACAAAGAUAGGGCUGUUGCUCAAAAUGGCACCUCACUCAGUCAGUGCCAAGUCAUGCCCUUCAGUGUGCCGCUGUGACGCAGGUUUCAUUUACUGCAACGAUCGUGAUUUGACAUCAAUUCCAACGGGGAUUCCAGAGGAUGCUACAACUCUUUACCUUCAGAACAAUCAAAUAAAUAAUGCAGGAAUUCCUUCUGAGCUAAAAACCUUAGUCAAAGUGGAGCGAAUUUAUUUAUACCACAACAGCUUGGACGAAUUCCCUACUAACCUCCCAAAGUAUGUCAAAGAACUGCAUUUGCAGGAAAAUAACAUAAGGACAAUUACUUAUGAUUCACUUUCACAAAUUCCUUAUCUGGAAGAACUGCAUUUGGAUGAUAAUUCUGUUUCUGCAGUUAGUAUUGAAGAUGGAGCCUUCCGGGAUAAUAUCUAUCUCAGACUUCUUUUUCUUUCUCGAAAUCACCUUAGCACCAUUCCCUGGGGCUUGCCUAAAACAAUAGAAGAGCUACGCUUGGAUGAUAAUCGUAUUUCUACAAUUUCAGAGCUGUCCCUUCAAGACCUUACAAAUCUUAAACGUCUAGUUUUAGAUGGAAAUCUCUUAAGCAAUCAUGGAUUAGGAGAGCAAGUUUUCAUGAACCUAGUCAAUCUAACAGAACUCUCAUUGGUCCGUAAUUCCCUCACAGCAGCUCCAAUAAAUUUGCCAGGCACAAAUCUGAGAAAGCUUUAUCUGCAAGAAAACCACAUAAAUCAUGUAUCAGCCAAUGCUUUUGCAUACCUACGGCAGUUGUAUCGACUAGAUAUGUCCAAUAACAAUCUCAGUAAUUUACCUCAGGGUGUCUUUGAUGACCUGGACAAUAUAACUCAGUUGUUUCUUCGCAACAACCCCUGGCACUGUGGGUGCAAAAUGAAAUGGGUCCGUGACUGGUUGCAGACACUGCCUGCCAAAGUGAAUGUGCGUGGACUGAUGUGCCAAGCACCAGAAAAAGUGCGUGGGAUGGCUAUCAAGGACCUUAAUGCCGAGCUCUUUGAUUGCAAAAAUGAGGAUAUUGUAAGCACUGUUGAAAUUACUGCUUCAAUACCAAACACUUUAUAUCCUGUGCAAGGACACUGGCCAGUUUCUGUGACCAAACCACCUGAAAUAAAGACGCCUAAUCUGCGUAAGAACUACAGAACAACUGCUACUCCAGUGCAGGAAGUCAUUACCAUCGUUGUAAAGUCUGUCAGCACGGAGACUAUUCAUAUUUCUUGGAAAGUUGCACUACCAAUGACUGCUUUAAGACUCAGUUGGCUCAAGAUGGGUCACAGUCCUGCCUUUGGAUCUAUAACUGAAACAAUUGUUACAGGAGACCGGAAUGACUAUCUGCUUACAGCUCUUGAGCCAGACUCACCAUACCGUGUAUGCAUGGUUCCCAUGGAAACCAGUAACCUCUAUCUGUCUGAUGAAACCCCUGUUUGCAUAGAGACUGAAACGGCGCCCCUUAAAAUGUACAAUCCUACAACAACCCUAAACCAUGAACAAGAGAAAGAACCAUUCAAAAAUUCUAAUUUGCCCUUAGCUGCCAUCAUAGGGGGUGCUGUGGCACUAGUAGCUAUAGCAUUGCUUGCUUUAGUCUGCUGGUAUGUCCAUAGGAAUGGGUCCUUGUUCUCAAGAAACUGUACAUACAGCAAAGGACGAAGGAGAAAAGAUGAUUAUGCUGAAGCUGGAACUAAGAAGGACAAUUCCAUCCUAGAAAUCAGGGAGACUUCAUUUCAGAUGAUUUCUCUGAACAAUGAACAAGUAUCCAAGGAGGAGUUUGUAAUACAUACCAUAUUCCCACCUAAUGGAAUGAAUCUGUAUAAAAACAACCACAGUGAAAGCAGCAGUAACAGAAGCUACAGAGAUAGUGGUAUACCGGAUUCAGAUCACUCACAUUCAUGAUACUAAAGAAAAUGAAAGACUUUGGGUUGUUUUUUCUUACAAAGAAAUUUGACUUUUAAAAGGUUGCUGGUCUACUGCAGAACACUGGAUUAAGAGACUGAAUAAGCAAUGUAUUGUACAUUUGCCAUAUAAUUUAUAUUUAAGAACUUUUUAUUAAAAGUUUAAAAUUUCAGGUUACUGCUGCGAUUAAUGUAGCAAGGAUGUCUGAAAACAAUUCUAUAUUUUAGUACUUUUUAGUAAUUUGUACUGUAUUUUCCUUGCUAAUAUUGAAAUUACAGACCAUUUAACUUUUGUGUUCUACUGAGUAAGAUGACUUGUUGACUGUGAAAGUGAAUUCUCUUGCUGUGUUGAACAAUCAGGACUUUGCAUACAUUUGAGAUCCUUGUAAGUAUAAGCACAGGCCAUUAUCACUUUGGUAUUCAGAAAAGGUUAUAAACCUGGCAAAUCAAGGAUAUUCAGAAGUGGCUGCAAAAUUGAUCAAAUUAUAAUCCUGGGUAUAUUAAACCUAUAAAAAGACUAAAAUUUAGUAAGCCAGAUAUGUGAAGUAGUGGGCAAUAAAGAUGAAGUGUGCCGUUGAGUCGGUGUUGACUCCUGGCAACUACAGAGCCCUUUGGUUGUUUUUGGUAGAAUACAGGACGGGUUUACCAUUGCCUCCUCCUACUGCACCAUACCGGUCAUUAUAUAACAAUUUUUAUGAGUAAAACUAGUAUCUGUCAGAGACUGCAGCAGAUGGCUGAAAUCUAGACAAAAAGGCAGCUGAAAUAAGAAUGCAGGCAGACACUACUGCCCCAAAUAUCAAAAAGGAGGCUUAGUGUCUAAUGGUUAGUUGUGUUUUUAUGGAAAGCAGGAAAUCUAAGACUUUCCUAAACAAGUGUGUCCAAAACUUUAAAAACAACCACCCAACUACACUAUAUGAGAACUUGCAUAAUAAGAAUGAGGUGUGUGUUUUUUCCAAUUAUGAAAGCAUUUGCUAAAUAUGUACUAAAAAUAUGACAUAUACUAAAUCCACUUCUACUGCAGUCAAAAAUAUUGCCCAUUACUGUCAUGGUUAGCCAGAAAUUACUGAAAAACCAUAAAAGUGAAGAUACUUUGAUCUGGCUUUCUACUUAGUUGUGAUCUAUUUAAUGUUUAAUACCCAAGACACUUUGUUGCCAUAACUAUUUCCCCCCCAAAUGAAAACCAAAGUGCAUUGUACGCCCUUUGGCCAGUCUUGUAUGUGCCUUGAUAAAAAGUUACAUGUGUUCCACUUUUAACUAGGAACAAACUUUUCACACACAUACACUUAAUUAUGGAACAAUAUUGGUCUUAAUGCUGAAUAAAAUACAAAAUGAAGUACAGGUAA